CCUUUCAGUUUUUUUUUUAAUAAAAUGGAUGAAUUCCCACAUCCUUUAUUUUUUGAAGCCAGAGAUCUGAGCAAAAGAGAGAAAAGAAAGAUUCAUCUUUAUUUUCAAAAAAAGAGAGAUUCAGGAGGAGGAGACUGUGACGAGAUUGAGAAGAUUGGAGACAACACUUAUAGAAUCUGCUUCAAGGUGAAAGAAGAUCAGGAAAGGGUUUUGCAAAAGAAGUCUCACACCAUCUGUCUUCCUAAUGGAGAACUGCAUCUGACUGUGAGCAGCAGCAGCUCCUUAGAUCAGCAAUCGAUAAGCCACGGGCAGACAUUCACCAAAACAAACACAAAAGAACUUGAGAAGAUUUUCCAAAUUGAGACCUUCCUCUUGUUUUACCUGAGAGACUGCCCUCAAGCUUUGAAGUUCUUACAAAAGCAGCUCGAUGCAAUCCACUGUAGUCUGACGUUAGAUUUUGAUUCAGGGGAGGCAGUGGUGAAAGGGCAUGUUGAGAAGGAAUCAGGAGGAGCUUUCGGGGCUAUAGCUGAGAAAUGGGAGCACCAGGUUGACAAGAUCUUCAUCGAUCUCAUUGAGAAAUAUACUUGCCAUCAUGUGCUUGAGCCUAAACUGCUCAAGAAGGUGCAGCAGGAUCUCAGCAAUGUGGAUGAUGAUAUAAAAGUUUACCCUCAGACAGGUUAUGUUGUGGUGGUUGGAGAAACUGUUGUGGUGAAGGAGAAGGUUUCAGUUCUAGAGAAGUGUCUUCCAUCCACCAUGGAGCUGCCAAUCACGGAGAAACACCUCAAGCUGAUAGAAGAAGAGUUCAGAAGAGAAAUGCAAGCUGAUUCUCCUGAAGUUAAAAUCACCACACGUACCAACAUGGUAAUCUUGGAAGGCACUGAUGAGAAAGUAAAGUCAGGAGCUGCAAAGCUAGACGAGCUGGUCAAAAAGAUCAAAGUGAAGAGAGUUCAGCUCUCUCCGUGUUUGUCUGCCUUCAUGAAAACCAGCAACGCCCUCUCCAAGUAUGAAGCUCGAUUUCAGCAGAUUUUUAGAAGUCCUGUGUCCCUGGAGGUGGAUUCAGACCUGCAUAUGUCCAGUUUGUCCUCUGUUUCCCUGGAGGAGGCAGAGGCAACACUGCGGAGAGACAUUGUUGUGAUCAGUGUUCAGCUGCAGGGGGCAGCCACGAUCCCUCCAGAGCUGAGAGCAAUCCUCAACAAGGCCAGAGAUGAGGUCAACUCUGUGGGUCUCCAAGUGGAGGUCAUCUUCAUCCCAGGUGUCAAUGAAACCACCGUGCAGCUAGUUGGCUACUCACCAGAGGUCACCAAACUUAAAGAGUUACUUCAUGAUUAUCAGUUGAAUCAAGCUCCAACUGAAGAGAUGAUCAAACUGCCAGAUCCAGAACUUGUGGAAUGCUUUGAUGAAAUGUUGAACAGGCUUGGAGUGAAUAUAACUAGUGUCACACUACAGACCUCACAUGUCCCAUAUCCAUGUGUGAUUCUGUCUGGUCCCAGGGGUCAGGUUAAGGACGUACAUAAGAAUCUUCAGCCUGUUUUAGCCAACCUAACAGUAGACUCUUUGGUCUUAAAUGGGCCAGGGGCUCUGCGAUACUUCCAGGGAGUUGGAAAAGUUAGCAAAGAUUUGGUUGAGACUUCCCAUAAGGUCAUUAUCAGGGAGCAGCAAGGAGUCCCAAAUAUAUACGCCCAACAGCAAGACAGCAUCACAUACGUGACAUCGCUCAGACCAUCCAUUAACAGACAACGCAGGAGCUCAGUUGGAAGUCCAACAGUCAGCCAAAUAAAUCUAAGGAUCAGGCUUUGCCGUCUAGAGGAUGAACAGGUGAAUAUUUUUGUGGCUCCCGUUGUUAAGAAUCAGCUUAACUCCAACAAUAUUAGUAAAUCCUUGCUAAGAAAAGGGGGCAGCAUUCUCCAGUCUCAGUUUGAAGCAACAGCAGCAAACCGUGUCCACCCUGGAGAAGUUCUUCAGGUCCCUGGACCUCCAUCUCUGGGAUGCUCCAAGAUCUUCUUCAUAGAAUGCUCGCCUUGGGAUGGUGUUGGAGGACAGAGUGCUCAGGCUCUAAGAAAAGGCCUGCAGACAUGUUUGGACCUCUGUGUACAGCAGGGCUAUAGCUCAGUGGCCAUACCGAUCAUUGGACACGGAGUUGUUCUGAAGUACUCUCUAAUAGAAGCUAUUAAAGUGCUGACAGAGAAGAUUACUGAGUUUGGAUCAUCUGCAACUUCCGGGUCUCUCUCCGACAUCAAUAUUGUGAUCCAUCCUGAUUAUUCGGACUCUGAGAAGGUUUGCAUUUAG
This is a messenger RNA of Oryzias melastigma (Indian medaka), 2286 nucleotides long. RefSeq lists its product as uncharacterized. NCBI's taxonomy places the organism in Eukaryota, Metazoa, Chordata, Actinopteri, Beloniformes, Adrianichthyidae. Gene Ontology annotation, cellular component: cytoplasm; nucleus. Gene Ontology annotation, molecular function: transcription corepressor activity. The record is from RefSeq and is a predicted model, not a curated record. Gene Ontology annotation, biological process: negative regulation of gene expression. The transcript is spliced from 5 exons. The coding region runs from base 25 to 2286 and encodes 753 amino acids.